Suillus bovinus is the source of this 994-nucleotide messenger RNA. RefSeq lists its product as uncharacterized. The transcript is spliced from 5 exons. The record is from RefSeq and is a predicted model, not a curated record. Bases 127 to 627 code for a protein of 166 amino acids. Lineage: Eukaryota; Fungi; Basidiomycota; Agaricomycetes; Boletales; Suillaceae.
CCCGCUCGAACGUGACGCUGUGUCUGUCAAAUGAACCAGUGCUAUAGCUAAUUACAGCUAGGCUCCAGUAGCCUUAUAAGCCCUCCAGCGCAGCUGAUAUCUUUGCUCUUUCCCAGCUUGCUAGUCAUGCAUUUUGCUUUUGUUUCUAUUUUGUUGCUUGCUGGUCAAGCCCUUUCGUUGUCUAUCGAUGUUGGUGGUUCUGUUGGAACUAUCGAUGCGACCCAAUUCCUCAACAUUACUGAUAUAUAUCUCUUGACCGACUGUCAGACCCAAUGUUCCAACGCCGACGCUCAAAUUAUCACCUGCGCAACAAAUGAUUCUUGUCUCUGCGCAUCUAACACAGUCACCGCUGUCACCUCCUGCGAGCAAUGCAUAUUCAACGAUUUGAUCGCAAAGUUCACAAUUAGCACCGAUCCCCGUGCUGGUUCAACCGCUGCUCUUACUGCAUACGCCACCGCGUGCUCAUCCGUAGGUUUCACAGUGCCUUCCUCCCUCGUUACCUUGUCCGUCCCUUCUAAUUGGGACGGUCCUCUCGGAGUUUCCCUGGGCACUGCCUCUACUGUCGUGAUCGUUGCCAUUACUGCGGCCCUGGGUACGGGUAGUCUCCUCCUCUUGUCUAAUAUGUGAAGGAAAUACGACGUCAGUAUCGGCUUGCUCUCUCAUUCGUCAUAUGUUAUGUAUGCUUCAUGGAAUAAUAACAUCACGCCUGUCGUUUCACCAGAUGAAUGAAUCAUUCAGUCACACUGCCCCUUCUACAAGGACAAUCGGUGUUGGGAUGGAAACACGACCGCCUCGAUGAUGUUUAAAAGGGAGAGCUUCGGAGUGUGGCUGCAGGAAGAAACAUGGCAUAUAUUGGGCGGAUACUGCCGCCGCCGCCACAGCUACAGUUGUUGCGAAAAAAAAUCACCCAGUCCAAUAGUGCUGUAUUGUUAUAUCCACACUGGACUAUAAGCCAAAAAAAAAACCAUCCAUCUUUCUGUCUCAUUAUCCACUG